CCAAAGAAGAGGCUCACAUUACAGGAACGUUUGGCCUUGGCUGCGAAGAGCGGAAAAUCCAAGAAAAAGGCUGUUGUUUCGCAAGAUGACACGCCUGCCGACACUCCUGGAAGCUCGCCCAGAUCCAGCUUGGACCUCCAUGUCGCCCCUGUCGCCCACAAAAUAGAGCCAGGUGCCAGAGACGAUACAGCUGGAAGGCUACCGGAGGAGUGGAAGACGCUAGACAAGGAUGAGUUGAUCAGGAAGCUUGCCCAGAAGGAUCUGCAGAUGGCAGAGUUACUCGAAGAGGGACGGAAGCUCAGCAUAAAGGAGCUUAAGUUGAAUGAAACCAUCAGACGAUUGAAAGUACAGGAUGCAGAAAGCGAAAGCAGGGUAGGCGAAUUGACCCAAAAGAAUGAGAGCCUCGAGCGGGAGCUCGGUGUCUUGAAGGAGCACGAAACCAAGGCAAAGGAGCAUGAUUCGUUAAAGGCCAAGUAUGAUGCGUUGGUCAAGGCUAAAGCCGCUUCCGACGCUGAAUUGACGUCCCUUAAAGCGGAAAAUUUCAGAGCGAAGUAUGCUGACCAGGUGGAAGAGACAAAGUCCGAGGCUUUGCGAAACAAGUCUCUCAACAAGCAGCUCAGCGAUGCCAAGGGACAGAUGGAUACCUUCAAAAGGCAGUCCGCUGCCGAAAUCUCUGAGCUCAAGCUCAAGGUUGAACGGGAGAAGCUGAAACUUUUUCAGGCCAACAGCGAGAACGAACUUGAAGUCAAACGCUUAGAGUCCAAGGUUGAGGAGCUCCGCUACAAGGCUGAGGGCAAUGCCAGCGAUAUGAGCUCGCGCUCUACGGACGAACUCAGCAAGUUACAACAAUCCCAUGACUCGUUGCACGGCCAGUACAUUUCUGCCCAGGAGAACUGGAAGACCAUCGAAUCGCAGUUGAUGAACAAGAUCAAUGUUUUUGAGUCUGUUGUAUCAAGCCUCAACAAGAAGGAGGUUGCCUACCAGAAGAAGAUUCGUGUGCUAACCAACGACUUAAAGAACAAAGCUAUGGAAAAUGACGCGAUGUUGGAGGCAACCCAUGCCCAAACUGCCCAGCAAGCGAAUCUUACACAGGAGCUUGGCAGCAAAACCGCCGAGUUGGUCGAUGCUACUGCCAAGUUCAACGGAAUGAAGGAAAUUUACGACUCGGAGCGCAAAAGCUACCUUGCAAAGAUUGGCCAGUUGGAACACGAGAUUACAAAAUUGAGAGAAAACACAAGCCUGGGCCAGUCUUUAUAUGCCGAUUCCACCCCAAGACGCAACUACAGCAACGUUUCGGGCUUGUCUAUGGAAAUGGGAAACGAGUCCCCAGUGCUUCCUAGAAUCAGCUCGGCCCGGUCUAUUCCGCAGAGACACGCCAAUUACACGAUGACCGAAACGUUCUCUGAGGACGAUGAUUCCGGUUUCAACGAUGAAACGUCCAAUUUCACCUUCAACCAGAGUUCUAGGGUGGACAUGUACCACCAGUCCAAUGGCCCGUCAAUCCAGUUGGUGGAAAAGAUGUCGUCGCAGGUGCGGCGGUUAGAGAUUGAACUAGCAACCGCCAAAGACGAGCAUGCAAAGCUUGCUGCAGAAAAGAAGGAGGCACAGGGAACGAUUAUUGGGCUAAUGCAAGACAACGAGUCGAUUGAGCUGUUACGCGACGAGCUCCGGCAAUUGAAGGAGACGGUUGAGGAGAGAGGCCGCAGGGAGGCCACGAUGUUGGAGAUUAUCGGCGAAAAGGAGGACACGAUCGAAGAGUUGCGUAACGACGUGAUGGACUUGAAGGACAUCUGCAAGCAGCAGGUUCAGGAGAUGAUCAAG
Molecule: messenger RNA, 1821 nt
Organism: Babjeviella inositovora NRRL Y-12698
Lineage: Eukaryota; Fungi; Ascomycota; Pichiomycetes; Serinales
Exons: 2
Cellular component (GO): endoplasmic reticulum; Golgi apparatus
Source: RefSeq, a predicted model, not a curated record